This is a messenger RNA of Gymnodraco acuticeps, 1172 nucleotides long. Its product is annotated as coiled-coil domain-containing protein 106-like. Bases 474 to 1172 code for a protein of 232 amino acids. Gene Ontology annotation, cellular component: nucleoplasm. The record is from RefSeq and is a predicted model, not a curated record. The transcript is spliced from 4 exons. Lineage: Eukaryota; Metazoa; Chordata; Actinopteri; Perciformes; Bathydraconidae.
CUUAUGGGAUACGCUUGAUUUAUAUAUAAACACCUCCCGGGACCAGCGUUAUAUGUACAGUCUAUCUAUGGUGUUGGCAGAGUUGACACGUGACUAAAUUAUAUUCACCAAGCACUUCUACCAGCGCCAUACUUCUACUGCCUGAUUGGUCUACUGCGCAAGUGCGCCCUUGGAUUUCAGAUGUUUUGGUCGUCGAGAUGGUAAGUGUCAACUUCCUUAGGUAACAUUGUCUUUUUUUUAGAAAGCAUUCCUUAUUACUUGCAUGUGAACCAAUAUUGCUAUCUCGCAUUUAUUUUCAGCAUCGACAUGGCAUUUUUGCUCAGGUGCAUUCAGUAACCCGCCCCUCAUCUGACAACGGGAGCAGUGCCGUUGGUCCCGUGCAUUGUACCCGCUCAAAGUCACGGAGAGAGAUUAAUGAGGCAGUAGAAGGAGGCGAUACCAUACAAGAAAGUGCUGGUAACGUAGAAAGUAGUAUGCCUGUCAAGCAGCAUAUUGCAUGGAGAAAGAAGGCUGAGAUGCUCCAGUCUCGGGUGGAUGAGCUAGAGGAGGAAAAUGGCAUACUCAAGCAGCAGCUUGAGGACAAGAACUCUAUACAAGAGCAAGAUGGGAACUGGGAAGUAAUGGCCACUGGAGAUAAGGAGCCGGAGCCCAUGAGGUUGGACUCCAGCACGGAUUCCAGCAACGAUUCCAGCACUGACUCCAGCACUGACUCAAGCUCUGACUCAAGCUCUACCUCUGACUCUUCUGAUGAGGGAAAGAAGAAAAAGAAGCAGAAGAAGAAAGGCAAGAAGAGAAGCAAAAAAGGGAAGAAGGAAAGCAAAAAAAGGAAGAAGGAAAACAAAAAGGCGAAGACGUCAAAAGGAAAAGGAGAGCGAGUGUCUUCCAUCUCAGAUGUGGUGGGAAGAUAUCGGCGUGUCCUUAGACUGGUGCAGAGAGGCUUCAAGAUGACCAAAGCUUUUAAGAAAGCUCAUGUUUCCAGGAAUGCUGUGAAAGACACUGCAGCAAUUGCUGAAGUAUUCCUGGUGGACAAAAGUGUCCUAGACCAGUUUAAGGGUAAAAACACACUUUUAAAAUUAGCCCAACUCUGUCAGAAGAAAAUAGUCGGUGAACUGGCAGAAAAGAUUGCUGAAAUGAAAAGCAAAAAACAGCUCAUCCCCUUUUCUGUCAGGUAA